This is a messenger RNA of Cantharellus anzutake, 2401 nucleotides long. RefSeq names its product DDHD domain-containing protein. Gene Ontology annotation, molecular function: glycerophospholipase activity; metal ion binding. NCBI's taxonomy places the organism in Eukaryota, Fungi, Basidiomycota, Agaricomycetes, Cantharellales, Hydnaceae. Gene Ontology annotation, cellular component: cytoplasm. Bases 1 to 2079 code for a protein of 692 amino acids. The record is from RefSeq and is a predicted model, not a curated record. The transcript is spliced from 24 exons.
AUGGACGACACCUCUUCUAACCCCCCUGAUAUACAUGUACGAUGGUUUCAAGUCGACGUCCCGGAGUUGCUGUCCAUUGCUCCAAUCACCUUAAACCCUAAUCCAACGUGGAAGGCUCUCACGCGCGUUGAAUCAGAUGCUUGCGAAUUGGCUUGGAGAAACCUGAAGGCUCAGGGUCCCGUGGAUACACCAACCGUUGAUACUGUGGAUGACCUUAUACCUUUGGGGAAGCCGUUUGAUCCCCAAGAAGAUGUCACUCUGGGUGUCCCGGUCGGGAAGGAACAGCUGUUUGAAGUUGACGUACGCACCAUGAAGCUUCGACCGAUCUACUGGAGUACUGGUGGCCCCUCGAUUGACGUAAUGAGGGCUGUAUGGAUGUAUACCGAGAGCCGUCCCGUUGAAAGCGAACUCAGCGAGAAGAUUGAGAAUGCGUAUAUGUCCAUCAAGCCAUGGUUGCCGUUCUAUCAAGACGAAUUGCGCACGGCGCAUGAAUUAGGGCCAGAGGGCCGAGAGAAACUUCGGCAUCCCAUUGAAGGAACGGAGUACACUCUCGUUUUCAACAAUGCUGGUUCAGCUCAGCUGAUUUCGACAUCGCACACAACACAUGGGCUAGCAUCAAUGUUCUCAGGAACGAAGGAUUUCGGACCAACAACUGUGUACCGAGGCUGUGACGAAGUGGCCAUCCAUGCCGUUCGGGAUCCGCCAGUAAAAGAUUCCAGCCUCGAGUCGUAUAAAAAUGGUCAAGUCCCACCCGAACAUUGUCGUCAGGGUCCAAUCAUCACGAAUGGCAAGAGAGCAGUUUCUAAUAAGAUGGAGGAAAAUGUUCAUGAAGUGACCGACUUGAUCCUCAUUGUCCAUGGAAUCGGCCAGGGUUUGACAGCACAAUACGAGUCAUUCAAUUUCGUCUACGCAACAAAUAUGUUCCGAAACGUUGCACGGAAGCAAUCAGUCUCACCCGCUUUAGCUUCUAUCGUGAGGUCGAAGCGUGUUCAGUUCCUUCCAGUUCAGUGGCGUGCCAGUAUGAAAUACGAUCUGGACAAGAAAGGGUCCAAAGAUGGGCUGGAUAAUGAGUUUACACUAUCUGAGAUAACCCCGAAAGGAAGCAUCCCCUUCAUAAGAGAGCUUACAAAUGGUGUUCUGACGGAUAUUCCAUUAUAUAUGAGCCAUCAUCGGGAACGUAUGAUUGAAUCGGUUUGUUACCAAGCGAACCGAACAUAUCGUCUGUGGUGUGCUCGGAACCCUAAUUUCGAGACACAGGGCAGGGUGCAUCUCGUUGCCCAUUCCCUCGGUACGGCCCUCGUGGCGCACAUCCUUUCAAAUCAACCAACCAUCGUUCCCCCGUUGUCCACUGUUCCGCCCAAGCAGGCCAUGAGGGAGAUGGAGCAUUUUUUGUUCAAUACAAGCACCGUGUUUAACCUUGGUAGUCCUCUGCCCGUUUUUCUCCGUAUCCACGAUACUCAACUGAUAGCACGGAAGGGCCGUGAGCGAACAAUGUCCUCCCCGAAUGAUGAAGCGCUAGAUCGGGUCGGAUUCUUCGGGUGCCUUGCGACAGACUCAAUUUACAACAUCUUCAAUCCCGCUGACCCUGUCGCCUACCUCAUGAACCCAUGUGUUGAUUCAGAACGAGCGCGCGAACUGCCCCCUUCUUCGAUACCCAAUGUGAAUGCGCCCGUGUUGGCCCCUUUGAGAUCGAGGAUGAGCAGACUGUUCGACUUCAGCGGGGGUAGUCGCCGGAAGUCGGCCGGUUCUCCAUCGGGAGCAUCCCCCUUGGAACGGUCGACAAUGCAUCAAGGGAUGCAAGUCGGUAUUGAGCUGCCAGAUAGUGGAUCGGAGGCAAAGGUUUUAGAAGGGGAUAGAGCAGAGCGAAGAUUUAAAGCAUUGAAUUCGCAUGGAACGCUGGAUUAUUUUUUGCCAGGUGAAGGGAACUUGAGUGAAUAUGUUGAUAUGAUCACGGCUCACUCAUCGUACUGGAAUGACCCAAGUCUUGCAGCUUUCAUAUUGUCUGAAAUCUUUGUCAAGAAAGUUGACCUACUACGAACAGGAAUUGGUGCAGAUGAGCUUCCCUACAGCUCAUAUUAAUUGGAAUGUUUUGUGUUCACUCAUUCUUGGACAGUUUGUAUCACAACUGGUGCACAUAUGUGCGCCAUCAUCCCUCUUAUAGAUAUUCCUCUUCCAACUUGGCUGGGCUAACCUGUAUCUGCUAUAUUGAUGUGAGGUCUCAGGGGGGUUGUAGGAUUGCUUACUUGUUUGGGGACAGUAAUGUUCCAUUCCCCUGUUUGCCUCAGGCCUCAGAUAUUCCAUCUAAAUGAUAUGCUUUGAUGAGCUGUAUAUUAAUGGGGUAGAGGUAAAGGCUGGUCUGCCCUCUACCCCGAGGUUUAUAUACAAUCUUAUACAUUCUUGG